Molecule: messenger RNA, 1795 nt
Organism: [Torrubiella] hemipterigena
Lineage: Eukaryota; Fungi; Ascomycota; Sordariomycetes; Hypocreales; Clavicipitaceae
Source: the annotation of a GenBank genome assembly
CCCGAACGGCGCAUACCAAGAUCGCUUCGGGAAAAUAAGUGAAUUAUUUUAUAUUUAUUUUAUUUUCCUUUGUAUAACUUAUAUCAAGUAUAUUCCCUCUUCGUCCAGAUAGCUCACCCACAGCACAAUGAUUAAAGAAUGCCCCACCUCAGCGCAAAGGGCUUAUCGGAUAAGGCCAAAGUCGUCCAUCAGAAAAAAAAAAGUUUAGAGUAGCGUCGCAAAGCCCAGCCAAGUUUAACAAUAAAACUACAGCAAACCGGUCACUUCGCAUCGGACAUCAUGUUCGCCGUUCCAGGAUGGUCUGUAUCAUCAGACGCAUUAAAGGUUGAAAAAUCCAAUUCCAAUCCUUCCAAAGAGGGCGGCAAGUCCAAGAAACGCAAGAGACCCAACAGCACGCCAGAAGUCAAUAGCUCCAACGUCACCUCACUCUGGGAGAGUGUUGUCGAGGGUAGGAGCAGUCCUAAUGCAGAUAAAUCAGCGAAGCGAUCGAAAAAGGAGAAGCCUCAAAAGGAGGGCAAAUCGGUCGACAAUGUCAAGGAUGAAUCCAAGCAAGACGAUGCACCAGUCACCGACACAGCUGCUCCUAGAGACACAGCCAAGAAGGGAAAGAAGGGAAAGAAGAGCAAGGCCAACAGAGACGAGCAUGGUGCAAAACUCCCAAAACAAGUAGAACAGCCUACAUCAGCCUCAUCUGCCGAUUCAUUCCCCGUACCAGCUGGUCAAAAGCUCACGCCUCUCCAGGCCGCAAUGCGUGACAAGCUGAUUUCUGCUCGCUUCCGUCACCUGAACGAAACUCUAUACACACGACCCUCUGAAGAAUCCUUCAACCUCUUCCAAGAGUCCCCCGAGAUGUUCAGCGAAUACCACGAAGGAUUCAGACAGCAGGUGAAGGUGUGGCCCGAGAACCCGGUCGACAGCUUCCUUAAAGAUAUCCAGACACGCGGCAAGAUCAAGCAACCAUUCAGAGGAAAGCCAGGAUCAAAGCCUUCAUCACUAGCCACCACCCCACUACCCCGAACGGAAGGUGUUUGCACCAUUGCCGAUCUUGGUUGUGGUGAUGCCCAACUUAGUCAAUCUCUCCAGGCGAGCAAGGCAAAGUUGAAUCUCAAUAUCAGAAGUUACGAUUUACAGAGCCCUAUUCCACUUGUCACCAAAGCCGACAUUGCCAAUCUUCCUCUCCAGGAUGGAGACGUCAACCUUGCCAUUUUCUGCCUCGCUCUCAUGGGCACUAACUGGAUCGAUUUCAUCGAGGAGGCUUAUCGUGUCUUGCAUUGGAAGGGUGAAUUGUGGGUGGCUGAGAUUAAGAGUCGUUUUGGCCCGGUGCGCAACAAGAGCGCUGUUGUCGAGCACAGCGUUGGCAAUCGCAAAAAGGCAGCCAAGGCUAAGGGCAAGGAGAGUGGUUCCUCUGCAGCGCAUGACAACGAUCUAGCGGUUGAAGUCGACGGUGCUGAUGACCGUCGUCGGGAGACCGAUGUAUCAGCGUUCGUGGAAGCUUUACAAAAACGAGGAUUUGUCUUGAACGGCGAGCGAACUGAGUCAGUGGAUCUGUCAAACAAGAUGUUUGUCAAAAUGCGCUUUAUCAAAGGUGCCAGCCCGACCAAGGGCAAGGGUGCCUCAGAAGAUAAAGGGGGAGCCACCAAGGGAAGAAAGAAGGUAUUUGCACCGAGAAUCGAUCAAGAGCAAAACGAUCAGGAUAACAGCAACGAAGCUGCUAUUCUCAAGCCUUGUGUAUAUAAGAUUAGGUAGUUGCACACAAUCACGGUAUGGGUUUAUGAACUUCAAUAACGUAAUAUAU